AUGGCAGAUGCUAAGCAAGGGAAGGCGGCUUCGGAAGAUCUGUAUAAUGGUUCAUCUCAAUCUAGGGUCAUAUUGGCGAAGCCGCGUCUUGGCGGUUUUGGAUCUUCGAAUGUUGCCUCAAGUUCUAACAAAAGCUCUAAUCCCUUUGGCUCUGUCUUACGCCCACCACAGUUAAAAGCUACUAAUAAUCCAUUGUAUAAACAUGGUGAAAUUCCUGAUGAAGUUGACACAGAGAAAGAAAAAGAUAAAGAAACCAUUCUUGUGGAUAGACUGCAAGAUAAAAAGGAAGAAGUAGAACCACCUAAAUUUGUUCCACUAGGUUCUGCAAAUGCUACUUCUAGAGCUUCCAACUCUGUACCCACACCAGCACAACCUACAACUAGUGCUUCUUCAACUGGAUUUAUAUUUGGACAGAACUUGAGUGAAAGAGUUGUUAUGGCAGAAUCUGUUAACAAUGGUGAAUCAUCUGCUGAUCAUAGUACAUCAAAUGGGACUACAGAAUUGCUGUUUACAAAUGCUGCUGCAUCAGUUAAAGAAAAUAAUCAGGAGGAACCAGGACCAAGUGAGAAGAGUGGCGAUGGUCUUGCGGCCGCUGCAGCGGAAUACGAGCGAUCUCACGCUCGGCCACCGCCGCCCACUACUCAAUGCACCAUGACUGGAGAGGAGGAUGAAACCAACAUACUGCAGAUUACAUGUCGACUGUUCGCAUGGGAGGCGGGUAGCUGGCGCGAACGCGGGCGUGGUGUGUUGCGGCUCAACGACGCGGCGCCGGGCGGCGGCGGCGGCGGUGGCUCGCGUCUGGUGGUGCGCGUGGCGGGCUCCUUGCGUGUCGUGCUCAACACAAAGCUCUGGCCCGACAUGGUCGUCGAACGGGCUGGGGCCAAGUCGCUCAGAAUCACGGCCGUUGAUGCCCAGUUGCAAAUUAAGUUAUUCCUUAUCAUGGGUGCCCCCGGUGACAUUGUACAUCUAUAUCGAGCACUUACGUCACGCAUCGCUGGUAGUAAAAAAACUGUUAAUUGCACUCAACACACAACAGCCCAAAGAGCGGCGGAGAGACUUGAAGCCGCUACUGAUGAUGCGGAUUACCCGGACAAAGCUGACGACGCCUUCAACGAUGAUGACUCCAGCUACGAGGAAGAGAAGCAAAGCUUUGCCGACGCACAAGCAGAAGGAGGUUGUAAAUCAAUUAUAAACAGACUUGAAAAGGAUCCUGAACAAAAGACUGAUGAAGAUAAAUCUCAUGUAAAUAAUGAAAUUAACGAGGAUAAUGAAGCUAAAGCUAUAAAACGGAAAGAACCAGUCGACGACGAAACAUUGCCGAAAAGACAGUGUCCGGAAAUUUUAAUACAUAGACCAUAA
This is a messenger RNA of Parnassius apollo (apollo), 1359 nucleotides long. The record is from the annotation of a GenBank genome assembly. NCBI's taxonomy places the organism in Eukaryota, Metazoa, Arthropoda, Insecta, Lepidoptera, Papilionidae.